GGAGUUGGCUUGCUUCUCUUGCUUAUUAAUUUUACUUAGAUUAUUGCAAUAUAUAUAUAAUUUAGUUUAGAACAUUGUGAAAAUGUAAAUGGUUGGGAAGAUACAUCGAAUUGUAUGUAGUGCCCAAUGGGUUUAACCGUUAUUAAUCAAAUUAUUUUGUUCCAAUUGCCAUGCUAUUGCACAAUGUGGUGGCCUGGUGGUGUUGGGGAUCAUGUUCUUGAACAAUAUAUAUGCUAGUACACAGGCAGGUGGUUUUGAACUAACUAUGAAAAGGCCGUUGGGCAAGAGGAGAUAUGUCUAUCAGUAGCAGGGGGAGAUAUGUCUAUCAGUAGCAGGAAUUUGAUACCAUAAUUGUAUGGAAAAUUAAUUCUAUGGGCUUUCACAGCAAGGCUACGAACUGCUUUGUGACGGCCAGCGACGAUGAAUCAAUCCGCCUAUAUGACAUUCAAAAUGCAGUGUGUGUACAAGCCAUUACUCCUUGCCUUUCUUGACGGCCUAGUGACCAGGCAGUGGUGGGGACAUAUAUGGCAGAAGGGGUUGAAUGGAACAGAACAGAAGACACCUCAUUUCCCCUUCAAUCCUCAAAUUCUUAUCAGGUGUCGCCACCUCACCAGGACAGCACAAUUUCAGCAAGGAAAUGGUUUCCCUUUGAAAAUGAACUAGUGGGCAUCGGCAUAGCCAACACUUUUAGGGCACGCCAAUUUUGGCAACAAUCCAAACGUUAGUCGAAUUUCUUUGAUAUUACCAAAUUUGCUAAGACUCAUAGGGCUCCAAACCAAACAGCCCCCAAGAUUCCCAUAGCGGCGCAGCCAAGAAUAAAUGCCGGCCUGUCUAUCCCUCCCUCUCUCUUCACGCCUCUCCUCACUCCGCCACUGCCCCGCCCGUCACAGCACUGCUCCUCCCUCGGCCUAGCGGAGUGGAGAUCCAUCCAUCCGGGUGUGUAUUGGUUGGUUCCAUCUGCUGGUGAGCACCCCUUCCUUUGCUCUGUGGAUUCUGUUGUUUUUAUGAUUAGAUUCCCACUCAGUUUGUUGUGGAUUCGUGUGCUGCUUCCAAUCCGAAUCCAUCCAUCCAUGGUUUGAUUAGGUUCUUCUUCUUCAGUCCUCAAGGCUGAAUCCUUGGUAGCCGAUUGAUUAAGGUGCGGGUGCAGUUUAUUUUCCAAAGAUUUGGGGAAUCGCCCCCAUGACGACUCCACUCAUGGUUACCAUGGAGGUCACCGACAAGGUGCUCCAGAGCAUGAAGGCUGGACUGGUAUUCCGAGGCUACAACGGCAGAAUUAGUUCUAUGGAUUUUCACAGCAAGGCUACGAACUAUCUCGUGACAGCCAGCGAUGAUGAAUCAAUCCGUCUAUACGACAUUCAAAAUGCAGUAUGUUUGAAGACUAUUAAUAGCAAAAAAUAUGGGGUUGAACUUGUAUGCUUCACUGAUAACCCAGCUCUUGUCUUAUAUUCGUCAAAAAAUGGCUGGGAUGAAUCCCUGCGUCUACUUUCACUGAAUGAUAACCGGUUUGUUAGAUAUUUUAAGGGCCAUCUUGACAGGGUUGUGUCUAUCUCAUUAUGCUCUGAGAAAGAAGUUUUUCUCUCUGGUUCACUUGAUCGAACCGUUCUCUUAUGGGAUCUGCGGGCUGACAAAGCACAGGGCUCACUGCGUGUGCAAGGGAGGCCUGCAGUUUCGUAUGAUGAUCAGGGUUUGGUUUUUGGAGUCGCAUAUGGUGGUCACGUACGGAUGUUUGAUGCGCGAAAAUUUGAAAAGGGGCCUUUUGAUAUCUUCUCUGUUGGUAAUGAUGAUUCAGAAGCCCAUGUCAUAAAGUUCAGCAGUGAUGGCAGGCGGCUUCUGUUAACCACCAAAGCUGGCCGUGUUCAUGUGCUAGAUUCAUUUCAUGGCAACAAUAUAGCAACAUACAAUGUUAAGCCAGUGCUAACCAAUUCAACACUGGAGGCAACAUUUAGCCCUGAUGGAAACCAUAUCAUAUCUGGCUCUGGUGACGGUAGUGUUUAUGCCUGGAACGUUAGGAGUGGAAAGGUUGCGCACUGGGGAAGCACAGAUAAUGAACCGCCACUAGUAAGGUGGGCUCCAGGAUCCUUGAUGUUCUUGACAGGAUCUUCAGAACUGUCCUGCUGGGUUCCAGAUCUAUCCAAGCUGGGAUCCUUUGCCGUUACUAAGUAAAUGCAAAUGAUAAGAGAUGAUGCCUUGACUGCUAUGUGAAGCAAAUUUCAUCAAGUUGCGCUGUAUGACUGGACUCUUAGGCCAUCAGCUGCGAAUCAGGAACAACAAAACUAUAGCCAACUAUUUGUUCGAGUAAGUCGUACUCUGUAGAUUCGAAUGUAUCCUUGGGUUCUUGAUAACAGUACUUUUGCUCUUGGGUGCACAAUCGUAAUACAUGUUGAUCAGAUGGAUAAAGAUGUUAAAAGUGUUCGCUCCAUUCUUGUGAGAAUUUGGUGCUUUAUCUUGUUUUAGUGCUGAUAUA
This is a messenger RNA of Phragmites australis (common reed), 2464 nucleotides long. Its product is annotated as protein ANTHESIS POMOTING FACTOR 1-like. The record is from RefSeq and is a predicted model, not a curated record. Bases 1180 to 2163 code for a protein of 327 amino acids. Gene Ontology annotation, molecular function: chromatin binding; protein binding. Gene Ontology annotation, cellular component: Set1C/COMPASS complex. Lineage: Eukaryota; Viridiplantae; Streptophyta; Magnoliopsida; Poales; Poaceae. The transcript is spliced from 10 exons.